This is a messenger RNA of Aplysia californica (California sea hare), 2053 nucleotides long. Its product is annotated as WD40 repeat-containing protein SMU1. Gene Ontology annotation, biological process: mRNA splicing, via spliceosome. Gene Ontology annotation, cellular component: precatalytic spliceosome. The transcript has 13 exons. Bases 149 to 1690 code for a protein of 513 amino acids. The record is from RefSeq and is a predicted model, not a curated record. Gene Ontology annotation, molecular function: protein binding. Lineage: Eukaryota; Metazoa; Mollusca; Gastropoda; Aplysiida; Aplysiidae.
AGAGCACUCCGGACGGAACUUGAAAGCCAGCCGAGCCGAGGCAUUGCUAGAUUUGCAACUGUGUUGUUGUCUCUGUAUGACACAGAGAAGAGAUCCAGACGUUGGAAACGAUUUGCUUUGCAUCUAGAUAGAUCUAGUCUGAAGCAAAAUGGCAGUGGAAAUUGAGUCUGCAGAUGUUGUUCGUCUCAUUGAGCAGUACCUGAAAGAGAACAACUUGCUGAGGACACUAGCAUGUUUGCAGGAAGAGAGUGGAAUCUCCUUGAACACUGUGGAGUCUGUGGACAGUUUCAUCUCGGACAUCACAGCUGGGCACUGGGACAGCGUUCUCCAAGCCAUUCAGACUCUCAAGUUGCCGGAUAACACACUGGUAGACCUCUAUGGACAGAUUGUGUUGGAGCUCAUCGAACUGCGUGAGCUUGGGGCAGCUCGUUCUCUGUUGAGACAGACAGAUCCCAUGAUUAUGAUGAAGCAGAGUCAGCCAGACCGAUACAUACAUUUGGAGAACAUGUUGGCUAGGUCUUAUUUUGAUCCCAGAGAGGCUUAUCCAGAAGGUCAGACGAAAGAGAAACGUCGGGCGGCCAUUGCUCAGGCUCUGUCCGGCGAGGUGAACGUUGUGCCUCCGUCCAGACUGUUGGCUCUGCUGGGCCAGUCCCUGAAGUGGCAGCAACACCAGGGACUCCUGCCACCAGGUACCACCAUUGAUGUGUUCAGGGGUAAAGCAGCUGUCAAAGAGCAGGAAGAAGAAAAAUAUCCAACCCAAAUGAGUCGACAGAUCAAGUUUGGUAACAAAGCUCAUGUGGAGUGUGCAAGAUUCUCACCAGAUGGACAGUACCUGGUCACAGGCUCAGUGGAUGGGUUUGUGGAAGUCUGGAAUUUCACCACUGGCAAAAUUCGAAAAGAUCUCAGAUACCAGGCACAGGACAACUUCAUGAUGAUGGAUGAGGCAGUCCUCUGUAUGAGCUUCAGCAGAGACUCGGAGAUGUUAGCUACCGGUGCACAGGAUGGGAAGAUCAAAGUUUGGAAGAUUGUCACCGGUCAGUGUUUGAGGAAAUUUGACAAGGCUCAUGGCAAAGGUGUGACGUGUGUGAAUUUUGCUCGAGACAACAGCCAGCUUCUCACUGCCUCUUUUGAUCAGACCAUAAGAAUUCACGGGAUGAAGUCGGGCAAAACUUUGAAAGAGUUCAGAGGACAUACUUCAUUUGUCAAUGAUGCUGUGUUUUCCCCUGAUGGUCAUCAUAUUCUCAGUGCUAGUUCAGAUGGAACCAUCAAAGUGUGGAGCGUGAAGACCACCGAAUGUCAGAACACCUUCAAGUCACUGGGCAGCGUGUCGGGAGUAGACACGACGGUACACAGCGUGCACAUUCUGCCGCGUAACGCUGAACAGUUUGUCGUGUGCAACCGUUCCAACACAAUAGUCAUCAUGAAUUAUCAAGGACAGAUUGUGAGGAGUUUCUCCAGUGGUAAACGAGAAGGUGGAGACUUUGUGUGUGCAGUGCUGUCCCCUCGUGGCGAGUGGAUCUACUGUGUGGGGGAGGACAUGGUGCUCUACUGCUUCAGCGUCAGCACCGGCAAACUGGAGAGGACUCUCACGGUUCAUGAGAAGGACGUCAUUGGGAUUUCUCACCACCCACAUCAGAAUCUGAUUGGCACGUACUCUGAGGAUGGACUGCUCAAACUAUGGAAGCCAUAAGCCACGAGCGAGAUACUUCCACUGACAGCAAACAUCCUGACCUUGACCAGUUCCUUGUCACUUUCAUUGCAAUUACAGUAUAACACGGAUAGGUCGAACACAGACGACUCAAAAUCAUGGGACUGUGCCUGCGGUUCCGGUUUUUUCUUCUUUCUUUAUCUUUGUAAGAUAUGCCUCGAACUACCGAGGCCGGUCCCGACGAAUUCCAACUAUCCGUGUUAUACUGCAUGUACACAAGUCCAAGUGUCAUGGCAUAUUUUUUUGUAUUUCCGUGUUUGAUGCCAUUAUUCCAUCAUAAUGUUUUUGUCAAAUGGUGUAGUGUAUCUUGUGAAAAAGAGAACAAUAAACACCUUCAUUCAUAAA